UGGAACCUCAAACUUGUCAAGGCUGCUGAGGGCCAGGUUGGGGGGUGCUGUCCCCUUUGCAGCAGAAGCCCUGCUUUCUCUGCCCCAGUCUCCUUCCGGCCGUCAGUUCCUUGGGCCCCACCUUUGCCCCAGCUAGGGAGGGCACAGUGGCACCGUUCCAGAAUGUUCUAGAAUCCCCAAUUAUUCUGGAACACGCUAGAAUCUCCAGGCAAAGAGUCGGAACCAGGAUCGUAGCAUUCGGAGGCCUUCGCGGCGUCAGUGGGGCUGGCCCCUGUCGGCCACUCGCCAGCAGGCCUCAUGUGGACGCUGGCGUUAGGUGGGGUUUUCCUGGCCACUGCCCAGGCCUGUGUCCUCUGCCACCUCUCGGCCCGUGACUUGUCGGCCCGCCUGGCUCAACUCUGCAGCCGAGUGGAGGUUCUGUGGAAGGAUUGUGGGACGUCCUGGAGCUUCCCGGCCUUUGCCUUAGAUGAGGCAUCCAUGAACAAAGUCAUAGAGAAGACUCACAGAGUCCUGAGGGUCAUGGAGAUCAAAGGGUCUCUCUCCUCUCUCCCCUUGUAUUGGCGUUGGCUGCAAAACACCAAGCUCCCCGCUUACACCAGGGAAGCUCUCUGCGCGCCCGCCUGCCGGGGCAGCACCAUCCUGUAUAACUGUUCCACCUGCCAGGAAUUCAAGGUGCGCUGCUGGCCCCGAAAGCGCUGCCUCCCAGGAAGUCACGAUCUUUGGGAAGCCAAGAUUCUGCUCCUCUCUGUCUUGGUAGCUGCCCUGCUGCUGGGUGUUAUGAGCCUCGUGGUGGAGUCCAGGUAUAUCGAAGCAGAAAGGACAAGUGAAGACCCGGACAGCCUCCCAGCCUCCUCCAGUUCUAAAGACCACGAUGAAUCCAGUUACAUCGAAGCAGAAAGGACAAGUGAAGACCCGGACAGCCUCCUAGCCUCCUCCAGUUCUAAAGACCAUGAUGAAUCCACUUCCCUCGGAGAGGAUCAGCCAGCCCCUUAGUUCCAAUCCCCAAGGUUCAGCCUUCCAGACCCCGAAGCCCAGACGUCCCCAUGGUCCCCGUGUCAGAGAGCUGCCAGGGACCCAGGUUCCAGCAGCUGGGAAGCUCCUCUCCCCCCCCCCCCGCCCCGCCCCCAGCCUUCAACUAAUCAGACAGGAGUAGUCACUGGUUCCAGGAAAAUAUCUACAGAAGGAAAGAAUCCCCUCCGCACCCCCUCCCUCCUGUUCUCGGAAAGCGGGGGCGCCUGCCCCACAAGCUCCUCUAGGCCCUCUUGUGACUGAUUGGGAAUCCGGGAAUGAGUGUUUUGGAAAACUCCCUCCCUUUAGAGUUGAGACCACAUCAGUCAGCCUGCUGGCAGGCUAUCCCUCCAUUUAACAUUGUGAAGCCUUGGCCUCCCACAGAGGCGUCCCUCCUGCCAAGGCCAAGUAAACCUGUUGUCAAAUGGCCUCCACCCCUGCCUGGCCUCUGUCUGCAACUGGGGAGGGCAGAGUGGGGACGGGAGACUCGGGGUGGCACAGUGGUUCUCAGCUGGGGGGACGGGGGGAUUUUCCACCCCAGGAGACAUUUGGUGACAUCUGGAGACGUUUUCGAUUGCUUCGAUUGGGGGAUGUGCUCCUGGCA
Molecule: messenger RNA, 1612 nt
Organism: Zalophus californianus (California sea lion)
Lineage: Eukaryota; Metazoa; Chordata; Mammalia; Carnivora; Otariidae
Gene: TMEM95
Product: transmembrane protein 95
Exons: 7
Coding region: 298-993 (231 amino acids)
Biological process (GO): fusion of sperm to egg plasma membrane involved in single fertilization
Cellular component (GO): acrosomal membrane; sperm plasma membrane
Source: RefSeq, a predicted model, not a curated record